UGAAGACAUGAAUCACAUUAUAGUGAAAGAUGAAAAUAGUACUGUCAAACUGCCAACACAAAACUGCAGGUUAAUCCCCGGAAAAAUUGAGUACAGAAUUUUUUAUGCUAAUUUAUCAAAACAUCCGAACUUCAAAAAUGAAGGUAAAAAGAAAAGAUUUCAGGAAAUAAUGGCUAUUAUUGACGGAGAAGGAAACAAUUCUUCUGGGACGAAUUUUUUUGAAAAAAAAGUCGGUGUUAAUAAAAAUGUAAAACGAAUUAUUUAUAUCGGAUGGAAACACAAGAUAGAUGAAAGAAAUAAAUUCAUUCACAUAAAGGAGCCAAUCGCAGGUGCCAAGACGAUAGAAUUGGACCAAGCAAAAAAAUAUCGACUUGCCGAAGUGAAAAAUAUGAUACUCGAGGCAAUGAAAACCGAAGAGAAUUCUAAAUAUUUCGAAGAAUCGGUCGUUGACAUAGAAAAUCGUGCUGCUGCAUCGUCCAAAAUUCAUAUUUUAACAAAUGAUUUCGAAUCUAAAGAAAAUCUGCCUAAUAAUCGACAAACUGUUCACAAUGUGCAUCUUUCGAUCCCUGUUAUCGACGAAAAAAAUAUACAUUUUUCCGAAAUCUUGUUGGGUAAAGGUGCUUUUGGAACAGUGAAACGUGCGACAUGGUUAGGAAUUGAUGUGGCAGUGAAAACUAUAGAGUUAUCGACCAGUAAUAAAUACAUCAUUCGCGAAAUAAAUAUAAUGGAUAAAGUGAGACAUCCGAAUAUAAUUAGUAUAAUGGCAGUAUCAUUUUCUCAAUCUCAAUGUCACAUUGUCAUGGAGUACUUCGACAGCGAAAGUUUGCGAUCUGUCUUGUUUCAUGGUAACUCAAAACUCAAAUUAAAACUAAAUGAAAAAAAUAAAUCCCUUAUAUCUUAUCAAAUAUGCAAAGCUAUCACAUUUCUUCAUGAGUCAAGACCAGCAAUACUGCACAAAGAUAUAAAACCAGAUAACAUCCUUGUGGAUAGACACUAUACUACAAAAGUGUGUGAUCUUGGCUGAAGUAAAUGCGAUGCGAUGCCUUCUGCGCUUCACACCACAAUUGGACACAACUUUCAAGGAACGCCGCUUUAUAUGGCUCCUGAGAUACUUAUACAAUACAAAGAAGCUACUAUUUAUUCUGACGUUUGGUCGCUUGCCUGUGUUAUUGUAGAGUUAUACUCGCAAAAGAAUGUCUGGACUCUGCCUCUUGGGGUAGGAUACAAUUUAAUUAAUUUAAGAGGAAUUGUCUCCACUUUGAAAGCACCCAAUUUAUCGAAAAUGCCAAUUCAUUUAAGAUCUCUUUUAAAAGAAUGUUUUCUUCACGAACCUGAGAAAAGACCAAGUGCCCAUACUCUUCUAAAUACUUUCAAAGGUAUUGUUUUUUAAAUACUAUAUUUCAAAAAAACGUAUUAUUAUUCUCUUACAUUAAGAAAACGAGGAACAACGAACUCAAGUCAUGCAGUUAUAGAAAAUAUACAUAGAUUUCAUUUUAUUUCAAGUAAGUCGGUUACGAUUUAUUUAUAAAAACGUUGCAAUGCUCUAUAUGUAUACAAAAGUUUGAAACAUAAUUCUUUACAGUAUAUGACAUUAUUCGUUCUUAUUAUUAAAAAUUCUUAAUUUAUGUUCAUUUUCUAAUUUAAGCAGAAAGCGACCGAUUCAGAUAUUGAAAUAAAAUGGAAUAACCAACGCAUAUUUGUACAAUAAAUAAUUAAUCAAAUUAAAAUGGUUGUAAUCAUUUAGCAAGGACUGAAUCUUUGGAAUGAAUGAAGUAGAGACACUCAAGAGCUGAAGACUGAGAAGAAAUGUUGAUUUUACAAUGGGUGAUUUCAACCAAAGAUUUUGUUGAUUUGUGAUUACGAUACCAAAAUAUGCUCACAAAAGAAGUAUUAUAUGCCUAGCAUUUGCAAAAAGGAUUGUGAUUAUACGUGUUUAUAUGCUGCAAAUGCAAUUUUCAGUUGCUACAAAGUUGAAAGUAAGAUUUAAUAAUAUAUAAGAUAUGUUCGGUUAUUGUUCUAGUUUUGAACAAACUUAUUUUCAUUUAAGACUUUUGUUGUUCGUAU
Molecule: messenger RNA, 2064 nt
Organism: Temnothorax curvispinosus
Lineage: Eukaryota; Metazoa; Arthropoda; Insecta; Hymenoptera; Formicidae
Product: U-box domain-containing protein 35-like
Exons: 6
Coding region: 8-1024 (338 amino acids)
Biological process (GO): protein phosphorylation
Molecular function (GO): ATP binding; protein kinase activity
Source: RefSeq, a predicted model, not a curated record